This is a messenger RNA of Hippocampus comes (tiger tail seahorse), 7228 nucleotides long. It is a transcript of the gene gli2a, whose product is annotated as GLI family zinc finger 2a. The coding region runs from base 493 to 4986 and encodes 1497 amino acids. Gene Ontology annotation, biological process: smoothened signaling pathway; regulation of transcription by RNA polymerase II. Gene Ontology annotation, cellular component: nucleus. Gene Ontology annotation, molecular function: DNA-binding transcription factor activity, RNA polymerase II-specific; RNA polymerase II cis-regulatory region sequence-specific DNA binding. The record is from RefSeq and is a predicted model, not a curated record. Lineage: Eukaryota; Metazoa; Chordata; Actinopteri; Syngnathiformes; Syngnathidae. The transcript has 14 exons.
GGAAGCGGGAGUGGAGGGAGAGAAGGGGGUCGGAUUGAAAACAGAUCAGCAGCCCUGAUGAUCUCAGCACCACCGCGUGUCCUCACAGCAACUGUCCGCCAAACCGUUUCUAAGUUCAUUUUGCUCCUGCUAACUUUUGACCAAAACUCUCGCGGCUGUUGGUGAAAGGAGCAGAAAGCGAGCCGCACAGAGCGCACCUUUUGGUGUUGGGGAGAGGAUGGGUUGUAAAAAAAAGUUGGACGCGACUUCUUCUGUUUCGCUUUGAGCAAAGGCUGCACAUUUUACGUUGUUUUAAAAAAACUUUUCCGAAACUUUGUACAUGGGGUUUGGCGUCACACGCCAAGACGCCAGUUAGCGCCGUGUUCUUCCAGUUGGAUUCCCGGAGGAAUCGGACAGUCAAAAGUUAACGUCAGACAAAAAGAAGAGUGAUAAGCAACAGCUUCGACGUGAAAAGAUACGACGGUGGAGGUUGUCGGUCAUUAAAGGAGCAGCAUGGAGACAUCAGCUCCAGCUGCCACUGAGAAGAAGGAGUGCAAGGGUCCUGGUUUGGAUGGAAGGAGCUUCUCAGAAAUCCCAAAGAAGCCAUCUCCAACCUCCAGAGGUGUGCACCAUAUCUUCCCUACGUUUCACACUCCCAUCCCAGUCGACAUGCGACACCACGAGGGGCGGUACCAUUACGAACCGCACCCCCUGCACACCAUGCAUGGCGGAACAGGACUAACUGGCAGUCCAGUCAUCUCAGACAUCUCCUUGAUUCGUCUAUCACCUCAUGCACCGGCCGGGCCUGGUGAGUCUCCAUUCAGCCCUCCACAUCCCUACGUCAGCCCCCACGUGGAGCAGUACCUACGCUCAGUACAUGGAAGCCCCACGCUCUCCAUGAUCUCUGCAGCACGAGGACUGAGCCCUGCCGAAGUUACCCAUGAACACCUAAAAGACCGGGCCCUAUUCACACUCCCUCCACCACCGCCAGGGGCCAACCCCACAGAAUACUACCAUCUGAUGGCCAGUGCUAGUCAGCGAAACCCAUAUGGUGACCUUUUGAUGCAGAGCGGUGCAGCAGCAGCGGCAGCAGCAGCGGCUGCUCAUCUACCGGAUUACAUCAGUCCAGUGGAUGUUUCACGUUUCUCCAGUCCUCGGAUGACACCCCGACUGAGCAGGAAGAGGGCGCUAUCCAUCUCUCCACUAUCAGAUGCCAGCAUUGACCUACAGACCAUGAUCCGCACCUCACCCAACUCCCUGGUUGCCUACAUCAACAACUCACGCUCUAGUUCGGCUGCCAGCAGCUCUUACGGACACCUCUCUGUCGGAGGAAUCAGUCCUUCAUUCAGCUUCCCUCAUCCCAUUAACCCGGUGGCGUAUCAGCAGUUGUUGUCACAACAGAGGACUCUGAAUGCCUUUGGCCACACUCCCCCUCUUAUUCAACCGCCACCGUCCUCGUUCUCUGCCCGCCAGCAUUCUCUGACCACUCCGCCUAUGUCCGCCUCCCAUAACAGCGGCAACUCAGAAGCCAAUCAGAAUGCAAGCGGAGAUCCAGCGGUGAGCAGCACAGUCAACCCAUUAAACUCCAAAAGGACAAAGGUUAAAAUGGAAGUCGAAGGACCUCUGCCCAUCUCACCAACCUCUCUGGAUCAGAGUGGAGGGAUGUUGGACCUGAGUGAGGAGCUUGAUAAAGAUGAGUGCAAACAGGAACCUGAGGCCAUAUAUGAGACCAACUGCCACUGGGAGGGUUGCACAAAGGAGUAUGAUACCCAAGACCAACUUGUACAUCACAUCAACAAUGACCACAUCCAUGGUGAAAAGAAGGAGUUUGUGUGUCGGUGGGUGGAGUGUUCACGGGAGCAAAAGCCCUUCAAGGCCCAGUAUAUGCUGGUGGUCCACAUGAGGAGGCACACGGGCGAAAAGCCACACAAAUGCACAUUUGAGGGCUGUGUAAAAGCUUACUCCCGCCUCGAGAACCUCAAGACCCACCUGAGGUCCCACACUGGGGAAAAGCCCUACGUGUGUGAGCAUGAAGGCUGCAACAAGGCUUUCUCAAAUGCUUCAGAUCGGGCCAAGCACCAGAAUCGCACACAUUCUAAUGAGAAACCAUAUGUAUGUAAGAUUGCGGGUUGUACCAAGCGCUACACAGACCCCAGCUCUCUCAGAAAGCAUGUUAAGACUGUUCACGGCCCGGAGGCUCAUGUCACCAAGAAGCAGCGAAGCGACGCUCCUCGAGGACUUCAACCGCCCAAAGACAAUGGCGAGAAUGAGUUCCAUUCGAAGAACAGCACAGGAGGUGUGGAUGAGAGGGGCGAUGCCAAAGGCACCACAAGAAACGUGGAAGACUGCCUCCAAGUCAAAUCAAUCAAGACUGAGAAUUCCAUUAUGUAUCAGUCCAGCCCUGGUGGUCACUCAUCAUGUAGCAGUCAGCCAUCACCUCUCAGCAGCACCAACAACAACGACAGUGGGGUAGAGAUGGCCAUGCACAGUGGGGGCAGCUUCGGGGACCUGAGUGCGCAGGAAGAGUGUCCUAUGGUUGACUCGACUGUUCCUGCUAGUGGGCAACAGGCAGGGUUGGGACUUCAGCUGAGGAAAGCGGUGGGUCAUAGUGGCGCAGUUACCAUAAAAAUGGAGACUAUCAAGAAAGAAAGACUGAAGACAGUGAGAGACUCCUGCCCAUGGGUGAAUACAGCACCACAACCCCCACAGGGCCAACGCAACAACACAAAGCUGCCCCCGAUACCUGCAGCUAGUUCCCUUUUGGAAAACUCCACCCUAACAAGUAACCUAAACAGUUUACACAACGGUCAGCGAUUGGGAGAUCAGCCUUUGUGUGAAGUCACUCUGCUGAACCAGCUGAACGAUCGGCGUAAUAGCACAACUAGCACGAUCAGCUCAGCAUACACCAUGAGUCGGCGCUCCUCCGGCAUCUCACCUUGCUACUCCAGCCGACGUUCCAGUGAGGCAUCCCAAUUUGAUGCCAACCGCCAUAACAAUAUCAGCUCGGCGGACUCCUAUGACCCAAUCUCCACUGAUAUGUCCCGACGCUCCAGUGAAGCUAGCCAAUGCGGAGGUGGUAGUGGUGGUGGAGCAGGGGGAGGAAAUCUCCCGAGCCUACUAAGUCUGACUCCAGCUCAGCAUUAUCGUCUCAAAGCAAAAUAUGCCGCUGCCAUUGGUGGAGCGCCACCUACGCCCCUACCCAAUAUGGAGAGAAUGAGCCUUAGGACCCGCAUGGCCCUCUAUAGUGACUCUCAGGAAUAUUCAAUGCACCAGUACCACCAGCCACCCUCUGGAACUGUGCCCAGGCGACGCAGUGAUAUCGGAUAUGGUAACUACAGCAUGAUGCCCCAUGAGGUACCAAACAGUCUUCCACGACGGGCCAGUGACCCAGUGCGUCGUCCCACCUUUGACCCUCUGGCUCUUUCUGCCGUGCAGCGCUAUAACAGUAUGAACAGCAUGAACAAUUCAUCGGAAUGUCCCCAAGGAUUGGCAUUGCAUGGUUACACUCGUUCUGAUGGCAACCUUCAGCGCUACCCAUUUACCCCGAGACCACCAAGCAUUUCAGAGAAUGUAGCUAUGGAGAACAUGGCUGUAGAUGGGAUGGGGACUGGGGCUGAACAGGGUACGGAGGAUGAUAUAGUUCUUCCAGAUGACAUGGUGCAAUACCUGAGGUCACAAAACCCUGGCACCCAAGUUCACAACUUGGGACAAGGGAACUACCAAUUCAAUAACCAGUCUCAGGGCUAUCAAACAUCUUCAUAUUAUUCCCAGAGAAGGGGUCCCUUGGUUGAUGCCUGCAUGAUGCAGUCUGCUCAGGAUUUGGAUCAUUGUGACUCCCAACAGCCUUUCUCAGCAUCAUCCCAUAUGAGUAAGAAUAAUAUGCCAGUUCAGUGGAAUGAGGUGAGUUCAGGGACUGUGGAUACCGUAACGAACCUCUCGAAACAGCAACAUUCUCUUCGAGGGAACCUAGCCGUCGUUCCACAGAGGAACAAUUUUGGUUCCUUCCAAGCCCAAGGCCAAGGCCUUGGCAGCAACCAGCAGGUUGUACCUGCGAGUCAGAAUAUGUUUAAGCAGGGCUAUGCAAACCACAACAGCAGAAGGGUGAACAACCCUCAUCUUCAGCAGAGACAAUGCACCAGUUUGAAAUGUAGUGAUCAAAGUUCCCUACAAGGGUUUAGUCAAGACACAGUUCAAAAUUCUACUUCUGCAAGCAAUAAUGGGAGACCAACUCGGAACAUUGUGAUCGAUCAAGGACUGCAAAGUUAUAGAGGAAGGACACAGGCUGAUGAAUAUUCUCAUGUCAACCAUGUGGUUUAUCAGCAACAGCACCAUAAUAUGUCAUCCCAGCACAGCAAUGUACAUCGUGGUACCAGUGCAAUGUUACCACCAAGACCACCAGUAGAGCCCAAGCCAAGUGGCAGACAGCAUCCCGGUUCCGGUAUGAUGCAAUUGAACAGAAUACCUAAGUUGUCUGAUGCGAGCCCCGGUAUGCGUAACGAUACGUCAGAGGCAAGUCCAAAAAGACCCAAUGGAUCCGCGAACCUACGACACAACUCGGAGAAUUCCAACUCUGCAAUGUUCUACACGGGUGAAGUUCAUUUUUUUGAACAAACUCCUUCCACCUUUGAUGCUACCGUGUCCCCCAAUGUCAACCAUACCCCUGCCAAUAACAACAUGGCGGCAAGCAACAUGGCUUCACCAGGAGUCGACCAGGUCUCCAGCAGUACAGUGGAUUCUUCCACAAGUAGAAAUGGUGCUGCAGAACACACCCAAAUUGAUUUUGACUCCAUGUUAGACGAUGGGGAUCACUCCAGCCUGAUGUCAGGCACUCUGAGUCCUGGCCUUUUGCAAAGCCUCUCCCAGAAUUCAUCUCGUCUCACCACCCCUCGCAAUUCUGUUACACUUGCAUCCGUACCAGCUGGAAUUGGCAACAUGGCCAUUGGUGACAUGAGCUCAAUGCUCACAGCACUGGCUGAAGAAAGUAAGUUCCUCAAUAUGAUUAGUUAGGACCAAAGACAUUCAGCCUCAAUAAUUCACACAUCAGGAACACAUGGACUAGACAAAGCACUGACUGAACAAUGAAUGGGUGGCCAUUUUACGUGUUUUAUUGUCACUGUCUACAGUAUAUCAGUAUGAUAAUGUUGUUAUAAUGUAUUUCUAUCAAGUUGGAUUUGUCAAGAGUCUAGUAGGCAAUGGAAAGGCUUAAUUCAUCCAAACACACAGACACCAGUGGGCUGCGGGCAUCGAUGGAGUACUGGCGUCGAUGGAGUACUGGUGGACCCGGGCAUCCACAGAUGUUUGUUUAUAAAUAUAUAUAAAUGUGUGUGUGUGUGUGUGUGUGUGUGUGUGUGUGUGCGUGCGUGCGCGCGCGUUUCUAUUCGGGUUGGGACUUUAACAAGGGAAAUUCCAAUUAAUUAAUUACAAAUAAAUUAAUGCAUUAAAACAAAUUACGUACUAAUAGCAGUUGGCAUUCCAAACAAUGCAGAAUCUUUGUCAGAAUUUCACGGUACACCCAUUACACAGACACGUUAGAGCUCAUCUCAUAGCUAGCAAAAUAGAGGAAUAGAAUGCGAUGAUUGAUUGGAGACAGGCAAAGGAGUUUGCAUCCCAAUGAAGUAAUUCAACCAUCCGGUUGCAUCGAUAUAGGUAGGUACGACGUGCCUCUUUAAGCUGCGUGCGCCACCAUCAGUGGGGGCAACGUGUCAGCACAUUUAAUGCGUGUGGAAGUCACAAAAACCAAAAUGAAAAGGAUGCCUACACGUUGUGCAGAAUAAUGUUGCACACAAUGCCAUACGAUUUCAACUAAGGAACUGGAUAUAACCUUUCAUAGGUCAUUUUUUUUGGUCUAUUUUUUUAUAUUCUGUAUAAAUAGCACAUGCUGUAACAUUUGCAAAAAACGAACCUUGUAAAAACUGAUGGGAACGUUGCCCCCACCCUCACGGUUACUGCAUAAGCACGGUGCAAAACCGGGCUCUUAAAGCGUGCUGGCGCAUCAGUUUUGUUUGUGGGUUUUUUUUUCUUUUUUUUUCAGAUCUGCGGCCAUGUAGACGCAAAGCAUGUAGCAAUGAGCACAAAACCACCCGAGGUGUUAGCGCUGGCAGUCCUUGUACAUAUUUGAAGCAAAUGAUUCGCUUCAGUAACGUCAACAUCAGACAAACUCACAAAUUCACGCGCAAAAAUGAAUGACUAUAGACCAAGGGGUCACCAACCAUUUUCAACUGUCCUAAAAUGGCACUUAUUUUUUUAGUCUAUUCACUUCUGUCCAGGGAUCUUUUUGUACUUGUUUUUUUUUGUACUGUUAUGUAUUGAACUGAUUUUUAGGACACGUGUUUUAAGAUUGGUUCUUUACAAACCCUGUAAUUAGACGUUUUGAUCGAGUUCCACCCUACACACGUUACACAAAUACAUAGACUGUAUAUAGAGGUGCACUGAAAGCAUUUCACAUUGUCUUGCUAAGGAUAUUGAGUAUGAGCAUGUAAUCACAGUUCCGGCUCAAACAGAUGGUUGAACUGGGUAAAGAACAAUUUUUUUUUGUAUACAGUAUUACUGUAAUGGUACUGCCUUCAAGUUAUGUGAAAAGCUUUUGAAAUUGUAAUGUGUUAUGACUUAUCCAUACAUUUAUCAUGCCACAAAGGUAACCAGUAUGCCCGGCAACCAAUUGACCUCAUGACAUGAGAGGUAUAGAAUCAUGGUCAAGCAUUUGAAACUAACGUCGGGGACCACUAACUUUGCUUUUUAGAUCAUGAUCUGAACUUUUGAGGAUGCCCUUCUGGAUCAGAGGCAUGAACUCUCCAUGGUGUCAAAUCCACAAGGGUAAACGAGUGAAAUGGACAAGGGUAUGCUUUGGUCUAUCAAGGAAUUUGGACCCCUGUGUGUGAUGAAGAAAAUUCUCUAAAAGAAUAUACGAGUACCUCUGUGUGUUCCUAAUGGGAUCCAACUCUAAUUAACACAUUCAUAACAUCACCCCCACCAGCUUUUUUGCUCCAAUCCAUUCUUCCCCUGGGCUAUGGAUGAACUGCAGAAUGGCAAAUUCAGGAAGGGACAGACUUUGAUAUUCAGAAUCCCGUUGUUGGCAUACUCGCUCGGCAAAAUCCCAAGUUUUGUAUUUGUUCCCUUUAUUUCUAUGUAGCUUUCAAAAGUGUUUGUGUAUGUACUACCGCAGUACAUACUUUUACAAGUUUGUUUGGCUUUGUGUGACAGUGUAUAUAGCCUUUGUACAUUUCAAAUAAACUAUGACCUUUUCUCUGUG